Molecule: messenger RNA, 4775 nt
Organism: Pocillopora meandrina
Lineage: Eukaryota; Metazoa; Cnidaria; Anthozoa; Scleractinia; Pocilloporidae
Source: the annotation of a GenBank genome assembly
GAAUGUUUCAACAUGGCGACCUCGAAAGGUGCGAACACAUACAAUCGUCAGAAUUGGGAAAACGCGGCAAGUAACUUUGUUGUUCGUCUUAUAUAAUUUAGUUGUGAAGUAUCUAGAUAAUAGCUGCUAUAGGCUUUGAUACCUAGAUGUUUUCUAGUGGUUUCUGCGGUCAAGUGUGCUGAUCAUUAAUUCACGUGCUUUCACACUGCCAUAAGUUUAUGCAUUAUAUGUGAACUUAUUUCUUCAUUAUUUUACCCUAGUCCCUCUACCCGAUCAAUUCUACUUUAUUCUCCUACAUAAAUUUUAUUAAUAUUCUUAUCACCUCAGUCACAAAUAAUAUUUUCGAAAGUUCCUUCCCAGAUCAUGUUAUCUUGGCAAUUGCUCGAGUAGCAUCUUUACUAACGUAUCCUAAAUGCCAUGUCAUUUCAGGAGUUUCCCAUUCUUUGUCAAACAUGUCUUGGCGAUAAUCCUUAUGUGCGAAUGGUUAAGUAUCAUUAUCCUGUUUUUGGGAUAUAAGAUUUAAUGUUUUCAUAAGGACUGUCGAAUUUGUAAUCAGGGCGACAAUGUUGUGAUCAAGGGAAAAUCAAAGGGACAUAACUGGGAGCAGAUUGUAUCUGAUGGGGCGUAUGACCAUGACUUGUGAUCUUGUGAAAACUAGAUUAGGUUGUUUGAGUGGUAUGCACCCGCAAUGUUUGAGGAAUGCCAUAUUGGUAUUAUAAUGGCUGGUUCCUCCACUUCUGCUUUUGUUUCAACUGUACAGUUUCCACCUAAUCAUAGCUGUUGCAGCUAAAUCAGUAGAAAAUGGAGAGAUCCUGAUUUUCUGACAAUAAAAUAUUUUAAUCAUUUUACUCUACUUUUAAGCUAUUUUUUCAUUGAUUGACGUGCUCAGUACUUCAUUACCUAGACAGUGAAAAAUAAUUCAUUUGAGUUCAAUAUCUUCUUCUUGCUAUUAUUCACAGACAAGGGAAACAUAUGGCAGAGAAUGUAAGGUGGGUUGAAUUGAUUGAGUAUAGACAGAACUUAAAUUCUUUGGUCAGAGAGGAUUUUUAUUAUUUCAAAUGUUUUGACCAUUAACUCCUAAGAUCUGAUUGUCAAUUCUCCCCUCUUACUGUUACACAUUUCCUUGGUGUUAGAUCAAGAUGAAAACUUCUACCAGUUAAGUUUGAGUAUUCUCAUUACCUGUUUUGUGGUCUUUCCUGGAUAAUGUAUGCAAUUAGAUAUUAUAAGGAGAUGUUAUUUGUCAAUCACCUCUUAUAGUUAUAGGGUUAAAAAAAAGGAUAACAAUGUAUUUUUGCAGUUUCAAACAGUGUAUGAGCUCAGUGUCUUUUAUUAGUUUAACCUCCACAAUACUUUGUUGUUGUUUGUUCAGAUAUGUGCCCGACCAUUCACAGUUUUUCGUUGGUGUCCUGGAGCACGAAUGAGGUUUAAAAAGACAGAAGUCUGUCAGACAUGUUCAAAGCUAAAGAAUGUUUGUCAAACAUGCUUACUUGAUCUUGAAUAUGGUGAGUUUUGUUACAAAGGAAAGUGUUCAUUGCAACUGUACAUAGGAAAUAGUGCUUCACCAAUUGACUCAAGCUUUUGUACUUUAAAAACUGCUGACAACGAGGGUAAAGAAAUCCUACAGUUUUGUGAUGUCUUGGGAUAAAAUCACAGGUGAAAUGUACUGUUUGAUCAUAAAGAGAGAGUUAGAGUUUAUGAAUGUUAUAUCUGUGCAAAGGAUGUAAAGCCCAUAAAGGAACCAAUAUGUCAAAGAGUUCCAUUUAUUGAAGUUCUGUAAGAGCUUGAGAGGCCAUUAGCAAUUGUCUUUACUAAUCAUAAUGUGACAUAGCCAGCAAUUGCACAACAGAGUUUGACUUGCAAGUACUCUUUUGUUCAUUGUGCUGCUUGUCAAUUCAAUCUUUCAUUUUUAUUUAGACUAAACACAGAAAUAUGACGGAAAUGUAAUUUUCAAAUUUUUAAAUUGAGGCAUCAAUUUUUGCAACAGUUUUUUCCCUUCUAAUCCAUGUCACACCAGGUUUGCCAGUACAAGUCAGGGACCAUGCCCUUGGUAUGAAAGAUGAUGUUCCAAAAUCUGAUGUUAAUAAAGAGUAUUACACUCAGAAUGUAGAGAAAGAGGUAUGUAGCUAUAAUUAUUGAGAUUUUUUAUUUACUUGCUAAUUUUUUCAGCUUGGCAAUGAUUUUCCUGUUAAUGCAAUACAGAAAUGUACAACUUACAACAAACAUUGUGUUAAAUUUGGGAAAAGUGAGUUUAUGCUUGUAAUUUUGGUACAAGUAUAGUCAGUUCUUAUAGUGUAAACAUGAUUAAGUUUGAAUUAAUAUUGUUGGAAAAACAAAAUAAAUUAUUAAAUGUAUUAGUGGGGAACACCUGAACUUGUUGAACUGUAAUAAGGAAUUUGAGGAAAAUGACAUCUUAUUCUUCUUGUUCAUUAACAGUGAACAAAGAUAAAGUUUGAAUCUUCCACAUAGAAUCAUAGUGAUAAAGUUAUGUUGAUUCAUCUUAAGUUAGCAAAUUCAGAUGGCACCACACCUGGUGGAACACUUGGUAAAGCCAAUGCACCUAGUGACUUGCUAUUGAAACUGGCCAGGACUACACCCUAUUACAAAAGGAACAGACCUCACAUCUGUUCCUUCUGGGUGAAGGGGGAGUGUAAGCGUGGAGAUGAAUGUCCAUACAGGUACUGCUACUAUUGAGAUCUUGAUAAAGUUGUGAUGUUACAUUCACCUCCAACUUUUCUUUAGUGUUCCCUUUGGAACUGCCUCUAUCUAUGUUGCUUGAACACUAACCACAUCAUAAUGUUCAACUUUAUAACUGACAGAGUCUCUGAGACAUAUAGACCACCCAACCACAUUGUAAUGUACCCUCUUUAUGUAUACCUGUUUUCAAAAUCAUUGUAAUUUGUAAAUAUACAUGAAAUAUAUAUAUAUCUUUUGCUUUCUCAUCAAAGAGACAAUUUUUGACAAGAAAACAAAAGAUAUAUUUAUUUAAUUAAUAUUUUCAAUGAUGCAAUGUUUUUUAUAAAAAUGGGUGUAUGUAUGUGUAUGUAUAUGAUUAUAUGUACAUAUUUGAUUAUCUGUCUGAUGAUGCAGAUCGCAUAAGUGUGAAACUCACAGUCAGAAAAAGUUGUCUUAUUGAUUAGUUCAACCUUCAGAUAUACCAUGCUCUGCGAUCACAUCAAGCACUAUACUGCAGGCAUAGAUUAUAACCAAGAUUUAUAUAUAUAUAUAGCUAAUUAUUACAUCUCUCUUGGCUUAUUUCAGGCAUGACAUGCCCACAGACCCCAAUGACCCUUUAGCUGAUCAAAAUAUAAAGGAUAGAUACUAUGGAAUGAGUGAUCCAGUAGCAACUCGGUUACUCAAACAGGCAUCUUCAAUGCCAUCCCUUGAGCCUCCUUCUGACAAGUCCAUCACUACUCUGUAUGUAGGAGGAUUAGAGGGAAAGGUGGAGGAGAGUGAUUUAAGGUGAGUAAGUUGGUUGAGUUCACACCUGUUUCAGAUUGAGAGUUAAACUGUAGAAUGAACACAUAACCAUAACACAACAGGUGUUACUGUUACAUUAGGAAAAAUGUUUGGUCUACUAGCAUUCCAUCCAGAAAUGAUAGAACUUCACAGGAAUAGUUGCUCUACACUAUGGAAACCAGAAAAACAUACUUCAAAUCAAAGUAUGGGUGCUUAACAUAGCCAGAGAGUUCUGUAGAUUAUUGAUGUGUUAAAUAUGAAUACUAUUUUCAGGGACUACUUUUACCAGUUUGGUGAGCUUCGAUCCAUAACAAUGGUUCCAAGACAGAAUUGUGCAUUUGUCUGUUUCACUGCACGAGCAUCUGCAGAAACAGCAGCAGAACGCUCUUUUAAUAAACUUAUCCUUAAAGGACGGCGACUGAAAAUCAUGUGGGGCAAGUCACAAGGACAGCAACCUGCCCCUGGAAAACAAGGAGGCUCUUCUCUAGCCCCAGUGCCAGGAUUGCCUGGAGGUUGGUAUUGUGUCAUCCUCUUUAUUAUGUGUGUGUAGGAGAUUUUCAAGAUUUUGUUUAGCCUUUUCUUCACCCUUUAACUCCUUGAAUAGCAAUGCACCUGCUUGUGUUCAACUUUGAGCCCUUUGACUGCUAAGGUCUGAAAAUUAACACUCAGCACUCUUUACCCUACUUUUCUUGUAACUUAAGUUUGAAGAAUUUUUUUGUGGAAUCACACAAUAUCUCCUGUUUGAUAAAAAUCUUCCUUUUCAUCACCUUUUUACAAUAAGGAUAUGGUAAGGAGAAAUUCCUCUUUGGUUGCUCUCAGGAGUGUAAAGGUUAGAUUAAGGAAAUUUCCUCCCUCCUGAUCUGUUUUCUUCAUUUUCUUGUUCAGCUCUUCCACCACCUCCUACAGAUGAGAAAAGCCAAGCAAACUUUUUCAACCUCCCUCCAUCCUCAGCACCACCAGCAGGUCCCCUCUCUGCUAUACCCCCACCUUACCUCCUCCUCCUGGGGGGCUUCCAGGCAUGCCUCCUCCUCCGAUGGGGCACCCUUUACCCCCACCACCAGCUGGCUACCCACCCCCUCCUCCAUUUGGUCAUCCACCUUUCAGACCACCUCCCAUACCUUUUUAUGGGGCACCACCCCCACCUCACAUGCCUCCUCCUCCUAGACAUGGUUUGCCACGCCUUCCACCUGGUCCUCCACCAAUACACUAUCCAUCUCAGGAUCCUCAUCGUCUGGGUGCAGGGAAAAGUGGGGAAGGAGGUACUCGUCCACCAGCCCCAGCAGCUGCGAGCUCUUAGACUGCUUGUCAAGAAAGUGUAA